AUGGACCAAAACAUUACUCGAAGACGAGGUGUAGGGACAAGAGGUAUCGACGAGAAGACGGUGCUGGAUGGAUAUACUGUUAUAGCUCCAUUGACUGGCAAGAAGGUAUAUCUCGUGAACAACGCAGGCGAUAAUGUCCAUACAUGGGACCUACCAUAUAGAGUAGGAAGAUACGCCAAGAUCUUAUCAAAUGGUAAUCUUGUUGUGGGAAUGAAAGAUCCGGAAGCGACCGCCCCUUUCCCCUUUUUCAAUAAGUACGGUGGAGGGGUGUAUAUGGAGUUGACUCCUGAGGGAAAAGUCGUUCAUGAACUUCGUGAUCCUUUAGGCCAUCACGACUGCUUUUACGAGGGUGAUGGACAUUUUUUCUAUGCUGGACUUGAGGUAUUAACUCCUGAACAACAAGCCGCUUUACCUGGAGGUGUAGAAGGGACAGAAGCACCAGAUGGAAAAGUAUACGCCGAUACAAUUCGAGAAGUAAAAGACGGUAAACUUGUUUGGGAAUGGAGGGUAUCGGAACAUCUUGAUCCAAAGAUAUUCCCAUUACAAGCUCAUUAUCCCAGAGAACAUUGGCCGUUAAUCAAUGGUAUCUAUCCGUUGAAAGAUGGAAAUAUCUUGGCGUCCUUGAGAAGUGUUUCAGCUGUUAUCAUCAUUGAAAAAUCGACUGGAAAGAUCAUAUGGCAUCUUGAUUCUACAGUGGUGGCGCAACAGCAUAAUGCAAAUGAGCUCCCUAACGGAAACAUACUGAUAUUCGAUAAUGGUGCUUUCAGACACAGAGAAAGUUUCCAGUGGUCUAGAGCUCUUGAGAUUGAUAGAAAAACAAAAGAGAUAGUUUGGCAAUGGCAUGCUUCCCCAAAGGAAACAUUCUUCACACCCUUCAUGGGAUCCGCCCAACGUCUACCAAACGGAAAUACACUUGUGUGUGAAAGUGCUUUCGGAAGAGUCAUCGAAAUAAAUACACAGAACGAAAUGUGCUGGGAAUACGUUUGUCCUCACUUUGCCGUGUAUCCUGAGCCUGAAGCUGCAGGAUUUUACCCUGUCGAAAGUAAUGCUUUGUUUAGAGCUUAUAAGUAUUCGAAGGAGCAAAUCCCAUGGUUGAAAAAGUAA
Kwoniella shivajii is the source of this 1104-nucleotide messenger RNA. RefSeq lists its product as uncharacterized. The coding region runs from base 1 to 1104 and encodes 367 amino acids. The transcript is spliced from 9 exons. Lineage: Eukaryota; Fungi; Basidiomycota; Tremellomycetes; Tremellales; Cryptococcaceae. The record is from RefSeq and is a predicted model, not a curated record. Gene Ontology annotation, molecular function: protein binding.